AUGACCGAGAGGAACUGGGCUCUGGGCGAAAACGGAGCAAAGGUGGUUGAAGUGUCACACGAGGCAGCACGCGUCGCGAGUGAGGCGUCCAAUCUUCUUGUGGAGCGUGAAGAUCUUCUCUGGAUUACAGGCGAUGCCCCGCAGCACGUGACGCUGCAAAUUGCCAAUCCACACCCACCGCUGCAGUAUGUUGGUUGGCAUGUAUGGCACGAUUAUCUUACAAAUCCCAAAACGGUGGAAGUAGCUUCUGGUGAGUCCUGCGAGGAUAUGGUGGCGCAGCUGGUCUGCCAGGCCGUGCCAGGGGCCGGUACGCAGAUAUGGAAACUGCCCAGCCCUAUUCCUUCUAAUCAUAUGUUUAUUCGUAUGAAGAUUUUAGAAACUUUUGGAUCUGGUCCGACCUAUAUGAACCACGUGGUGGUUUUUGCCAAUGAUCCUGGUGCACGAUUUAGAGGUUUGCGAGGUGGUGAUUUCUCUGUAGCGAAAACAAAAGAAGGGUCAUCAGGCCGAAUGAGUGUAUUACUUAAAGAACUUGAUGAAGAUAUACGUGCUCUUCAUCCUAUUAAAACUGUUACACCAAAGAAAAAUAUGCUUCUUUACGUUCCACAAGAACCUAUGCUUGUAUAUCCACAAGAGGAAGAAGAAGAAGGGGAAGAGGAAGAAGAAGUUCCUUCACCACCAUUACGUGGUCAGGGACAACGUCGAGGUAAUAGUGGUUCAUGUGAAGCUUCUCACUGUCCUCAUCGUAGAUGUUCAGCUGAAAAUUUUGCUUCUGUUGGAAAUGGUGUACCAGUAACUCAAACUGUAGAAGUACAAAAAAGUUUUAAUGAUCGCCUGUGUAUGUUAGAGCAGGCUGUGGCUUCCCUUACACAAAGUUUAAACCAUCAACGUGAAGAUUUAACAAUGAUUAAAACGGCUUUACUUCAGCAAGCUUCUGAAAGACGUCGGGAACUUGAACAUAGGCUUACUACGGCACAAGUUUCAUCAGGACAAGAACGUCAACAGCUGGAACAUAAAAAAUCAUCUCGAGCCUCUCAUCAUCAUUAUAAUCAUCAAGUGUCAGUAGACUUUCCUGAAGAUGCUCUUCGAACAUUUGUUGAAGGUGUUGUAGCACCUUUACUUCAUAAACACACAAAACGUACGGAAUCACAUACGAUAAAAAAACUUGAUGAUUUUUUGAAAGAUAUCGUUACUGAAAUAACUCAGGCGGUAGAUAUUCGUGUUAGAUCUCAUCUUCAGCAAGCCCUUCCAAGUCAUGAGAGUUCGAAUGUAAAUAUGCCGUAUUACAGUUCUGAUAACCGAAGAGCAAUGCAUACACCAAUUUCUCAAACAAACAAAGUUCAGCCUUCCGUCCAUGGAGACUAUCGUUCUGCUGCAGGGACCGUUCCUCCCUAUCCAAUUUCAUCCUACGCAGGGUUGCCGGUGAGCAGCAUAUCCAGUCCAUGUAGGGAUACUAGUGGAGUACCAGUCUCUAUCAUCCGCGAAACCUUUGCGGAGUCUGACUCUAAGCUUCUUGGACGUACAAGUGCAAGGUCUGAAUAA
Trypanosoma theileri is the source of this 1539-nucleotide messenger RNA. RefSeq lists its product as uncharacterized. The record is from RefSeq and is a predicted model, not a curated record. NCBI's taxonomy places the organism in Eukaryota, Euglenozoa, Kinetoplastea, Trypanosomatida, Trypanosomatidae. The transcript has a single exon. The coding region runs from base 1 to 1539 and encodes 512 amino acids.